AUGGAUAGAGUAAGAGACUUGGCAUCCAAGAAGGCAGCAGUUAUAUUCACCAAGAGUUCUUGUUACAUGUGCCACAGCAUCACACAACUGUUCUAUGAGCUUGGAGCAAGCCCUGCGGUGCAUGAGCUCGACAAGGAUGCCUAUGGGAGGGAAAUGGAGUGGGCUUUGAGGAGCAUGGGAUGUAACCCUUCAGUGCCAGCAGUGUUCAUAGGUGGAAAAUUUGUAGGGUCAUCAAAGGAUGUGAUAUCCCUCCAUGUUGAUGGCUCUCUCAAACAAAUGCUCAUGGCUGCAAAGGCCAUAUGGUUUUAG
Messenger RNA from Sphenostylis stenocarpa, 309 nucleotides. Lineage: Eukaryota; Viridiplantae; Streptophyta; Magnoliopsida; Fabales; Fabaceae. The record is from the annotation of a GenBank genome assembly.